AUGGUCAGUGCACACAGGCAGGCGUGGACCUGGCAGGAUGAGUGGUACGGCCUGACAAUGGCGGAGAUCCGUCGGCUGGAGGCGGAAACGGCCAAGGCCCUGGCGGAGAAGAUGCAUGCUGCCUCCGGGCAAAUCAGUCCGGAAACUGUUGACACCACGGCGGUCAGCUCAGCACCCUCGCAGGACACGCUUAUCCAU
Molecule: messenger RNA, 198 nt
Organism: Dibothriocephalus latus
Lineage: Eukaryota; Metazoa; Platyhelminthes; Cestoda; Diphyllobothriidea; Diphyllobothriidae
Source: the annotation of a GenBank genome assembly